Molecule: messenger RNA, 987 nt
Organism: Sipha flava (yellow sugarcane aphid)
Lineage: Eukaryota; Metazoa; Arthropoda; Insecta; Hemiptera; Aphididae
Exons: 9
Coding region: 1-978 (325 amino acids)
Source: RefSeq, a predicted model, not a curated record
AUGGACUUGGGUACUGAACAAAGUAACAAUGUUGAGUGUCCAACGUGUAAAGGCCUUGGAAGAAUCCCUUCAUAUGAUUCAACAAUAAAUGAAAGUGAACUAUUUGAAGAUAUUUCAUUUUUAGAGCCUAAAGCGUUAAUACAACACGAAAACCGAUCAAAUUCAAGCGUAACAUCGAUUGGAAGCAAUUUGAAAUUAUUAACAAAAAUGGAUAUUGAAUCUGUAACGGAUCUAUUGCCAGAAAAAGCACCACUCGAUAAUCCAAAAGAAGUGAUCAAAUCAAUACUAAUUCGUAUAAAAAACACGAACCCAGAAGAACACAAGAAAGCGAUUAUUGACGCAGUUCAAGUUUCGAGAUACUACCAGAGCAUGUUGAAACCUUAUAUGAACUUGAUAAAUCAAAAAAUAGUCCAUUUUCUCAACAGCCAACGGACACUAAAUGUUCGCUUGGCGUGUCAAUCGGCCGGCGAGCUGUUUAGGACUAUGCGAUGCACAGACCGACCCAUAUUUGAUAACAUUGUAACUGGACUAAUGUACCGUACGGCGGAUAAACACCAAAACGUUCGCAUGGACGCUAAUUGGGCACUCGACAAAAUGAUAUUGAAUAUCACACCGGUGUCCAGCAUCAAGGUGAUAGCCAAUUGUCAUCACAAAAAUUCGGCUGUAAAAAUAACGCAAUUGAGACUGUUACACCGCGCCACCGUUUUGGCAGAUCCGAUGAAAAUAUUGAUUGGCACGGGACUGAAAGAAUCAAGGCAAUUAAUUUUGAAAAACUGUGUGGUCGCCGUGGAAGAUGCCAAUUCGGAUAUUAGGUUUAUGUCAAAGAAACUUAUGCAGUUAUUAAUGAAUACUUGUAACGAUAAUUUUUGCUCGGCCUUAGUACACGACUUAAAAUGGGACGAGUUAAGAGUUGUUGAAAAGCAUUUAAACGUGGAAGAUUUUAAACGUGGAGCUGUUUUGAAGAAAAAAAAUAAAUAAGUUGAUGAA